AUGAAACUAACAGCUUUCGGAUUAUUUUUAAUAUUCUCUUUAUUAUUUAUAAAUUACACAUUUUCAUUAGAAUUAUGUGGACCAAGAAGUUGCAAAAAUGGUUCAUUUUGUGUUUCACUUCAAACAACAGCAGUUUGUAGACCAGAAGCACAAGCAUAUACAAUUAUUCAAGUAAAUAUUACAAAUGAAGGUGCAUGGCCAGACUCUGCACAAUUUAAAGGAACAAUUACAAAUAUUUGUGGUGUUAGAAUUAAAAAAAUUGUUUUAGGUGUUCAAAAGUUUGCAAUGUUAAAAUCAUCAGCAAUUUGGAAUGCUCGUUAUUCAAAAGAGUUUGAAGAAAUUACUGUUCCUGAUUUUGCUGAUGGUAUCCUACCGAUAGAAGACCCAUACACUUUUGGAUUUAUUUUAAAAAAUAGUAAUCUACCACCAAUAAUUAUUAAAAGUAUAAGAUUUUAA
Dictyostelium discoideum AX4 is the source of this 456-nucleotide messenger RNA. RefSeq lists its product as hypothetical. The transcript has 2 exons. The coding region runs from base 1 to 456 and encodes 151 amino acids. The record is from RefSeq and is a predicted model, not a curated record. Lineage: Eukaryota; Evosea; Eumycetozoa; Dictyosteliales; Dictyosteliaceae. Gene Ontology annotation, molecular function: carbohydrate binding.